Desarmillaria tabescens is the source of this 435-nucleotide messenger RNA. RefSeq names its product peptidase C14, caspase domain-containing protein. Gene Ontology annotation, biological process: proteolysis. Gene Ontology annotation, molecular function: cysteine-type endopeptidase activity. NCBI's taxonomy places the organism in Eukaryota, Fungi, Basidiomycota, Agaricomycetes, Agaricales, Physalacriaceae. The annotation marks the transcript as partial. The record is from RefSeq and is a predicted model, not a curated record. The transcript has a single exon.
UUGAACGGUUGUAUCUCAGAUGCACUGUUGAUGGAGAAGUACCUGACUAAGGACCUUGGUGUUCCCAAAGAACACAUCGAGGUACUGAUCGGACCCAAGGAGCAUGCAUCCACUAGAGAUCAGAAGUACCCCACCUACGCUAACAUCAUCAGCGCCCUUCUUGGCCUCAUUAAUGACUCCGAGAUCGCGUACGGCGACAACAUCGUCAUUUACUUCGCAGGACAUGGCUCAUACUAUCCACCGGAGGAAGAUGGCGACGAAUAUAUAGAAGCACUGUGUCCCAUCGAUCGCGAUAUUCUGGAUGCCAACGGUGCCAAUCCCGUUCCCGACAUCAGUGAUCGUGAAUUCAAUACCAUCCUACGUCUGAUAUCUCAGGCAAAGGGACCUCACAUCACCGUCAUUCUUGAUUGUUGUCACUCGGGUGGGGCCAGCAGA